Molecule: messenger RNA, 1410 nt
Organism: Saimiri boliviensis boliviensis (Bolivian squirrel monkey)
Lineage: Eukaryota; Metazoa; Chordata; Mammalia; Primates; Cebidae
Source: RefSeq, a predicted model, not a curated record
UCCAGCCUCGUGGGCUUCUAGGACCCUAUGACGUCACUUCCGGAGUGGUCUGUUGGGAGUUGUGGCGGUGGCGAGGCCCAAGCACAGCCGGCCAAGCGGGGGCAAAACCCAUGUCGUGUCCGCCCCACAGCUCGGCGCCUCUAGAAGCCAUGGCUCUUCCGCUGAAGCUGGAGCCGGACAUGCAGGGAAAGGUAGAUUUGUUUCGGGCCCGUAUCGCCCGGGAAGCCGAGGAUCUCGUGUCCACCUUCUUUCCUCAGAAGCUCUCAGAGUUGGAUAGCCGAGUUCAGGAGCUCCGGCUGCAAGACCUGCCCAGAAUCCAUUCAGUGCCAACCCCGGAGCCCCUGGACACGCCAGUCACCGUGGGGGAUGGACCCAACCGGGAUCUGCCGCCUCUGCAGACCCAGUUCUCCAUCAAGGUCCCAGCACUGCCUGGCAGCGAGGGACAGCUUCUGCGGAGCAACCAGCAUCUGGUGGAGCUGAUUGAGCGGGUAAAACCUGAGAUCGAGCUGCUGAGAGAGAAAUGCAACACAGUGCGGAUGUGGGUGCAGCUGCUCAUCCCGAAGGUGGAGGACGGCAACAACUUCGGGGUGUCUAUCCAGGAAGACACUGUGGACCAGCUGUGGACCGUGGAGAGCACAGCGACCUCCUAUCUACGAGGCUUCUCUACCUACUACAACACCCGGGCCAAGUUGGUAUCCAAGAUAGUGAAGUACCCGCAAGUGGAAGAUUAUCGCCGCACUGUAGCAGAGGUGGAUGAAAACCAGUAUCUGAGUGUGCGCCAGAUCCUGCUGCACCUACGGAACGAGUAUGCCACCUUGCAUGAUGUAAUCCUUAAAAACUUCGAGAAGAUCAAGACCCCUCGGAGCACCAACACUGAUAACCUAUACUGAUAGCCUUGCUUCACCCCACUUGCCUUCAGGAGUUGGCUGAGCUGUUUAGGCAGCUAGAAAGCUGGUUAUUAAUGACUCUACGGGUGGUGAAAUGACUGGAAAUGUGCGUUAUUACUUAGUUAGAAUUUCAUACAGCUUACCCUCAUAUUGAAUGAUCUUUUGGUGUAAUUUUCAUUUGAUUUUCCAUUUGUGGGGAGAAUGGGGACAAACCAUCAAGGAGAAAGGACUGCCAUUUUUAAAAGCAGCUUUGUAGAUGAAUGUUGGCCAAGAUUUCUUUAUUAUGGCGUUGGUGACAUUGAAUGGUUUCAGGGGUUACUUAAAAACUAAAGCUUAAAAGAAAUUUAAGUGAAGCUUUUCCUAAAGUUCUGCUGUCUGUUAAACUUUGUUCAAACUUCAGAAUGCUGCUUUUACACCAUCAUUUUUCUUUUUUGCAAGGAAGGGAGUUUAAAGGGAUAUGUUUAGGUCAUUGUAUGCCUCCAGUUUAGCAGAUUGAAAUAAAACUGGUUAUAAAAUUUUAUGA